Oryzias melastigma (Indian medaka) is the source of this 5966-nucleotide messenger RNA. Its product is annotated as astrocytic phosphoprotein PEA-15. Gene Ontology annotation, molecular function: protein binding. Bases 485 to 877 code for a protein of 130 amino acids. The transcript is spliced from 5 exons. NCBI's taxonomy places the organism in Eukaryota, Metazoa, Chordata, Actinopteri, Beloniformes, Adrianichthyidae. The record is from RefSeq and is a predicted model, not a curated record. Gene Ontology annotation, biological process: regulation of apoptotic process; MAPK cascade.
GCGUGUUUAACCGUGACCGGGGGGAGGAGGGGAGGAGGAGGAGGGAGAAAAGGCGUUUCCACGUUCCAGCAGCCGGUCACAUAGCGGAGAGCAGCGCAGUGCACACACUGACUGGAGGACCGAGCCGAACCGAGCCCAACCGGCGCCGAUCUGAGCUGUCAUCCCCCCAUCGACGCUGACUGAUUGACAGCUGGUCAGAACUGAGUCUUUCCCCCCCAUCGCUGCCGCGCUCCCACCCUUUACAACCAGCCUGGGAUUCAUCACCGGACCACUUUGAAUCGCGGCAGAAUCGAGCCGAACCCGAACUGGACUUUAUUCUCCUUCAGAGCCGCGCAUCUGUCUGCCGAGAGGAUCUGAGGAACCGUCCCCGCAUCUCUGCCGCUGAUUCCCGAGAUGUUCCAAAAAUCUACUGUGAGUCUAAGGACAGAAACAUUGAUGUUUGCUCCAGUCCCUGCAGACUGUAAACAACGAGGACGGAGAGACCAUGGCGGAGUACAGCUCUCUGCUCAGCGACCUCUCUGAAAACAUAACCAACGAGGACUUGGAGCAACUCAAGUCAGCCUGCAAGGAGGACAUCCCGGAGGAGCAAAGCAACAACAUCACCUCCUCCAAGGAGUGGUUCAGCUACCUGGAGAAGAACGACAAGCUGGCUCAAGAUAAUCUCUCGUACAUCGAGCACAUCUUUGAGAUCUCUCGGCGGCCGGACCUGCUGACCCGGGUGAUCGAGUACCGCACCACUGUGCUCAAGAUCUCCGAGGACGACGAAAUCGACACCAAGCUCACGCGCAUCCCAUCUGCCAAGAAAUACAAAGACAUCAUCCGCCAGCCCUCUGAAGAUGAGAUCAUCAAGCUGGCACCCCCCCCUAAAAAAGUUUGAGGUCCACACGAGCAGCCCUGAUCUUUGCGCUCGAUUUAACUCCCAAACACAUCUUAGCCCCCACCCCAGUACUCACCCUCAUCCACCCCCCCCAACCCCCAGGCAGGGACCACAGGCAGGGACGCAGGGCCAUGCCUACAGACACCCACGAGGCAACCAAUUCAAUCGUAGCAACACGGCUUUGUCCAAGGAUGGGGAGGGGUGGGGGGGUGAUGUCUGAUAAAGUUGGGUCAUCAUGUUGAAGAGGGAACCCAGUGAGUUUACGUUGUUUGAGCACUGUGUCUAAAUUCAGAGGCUGCCCCCUCCCCCAAGUAGCCUUCAGGUGAACCAUUGCAGCCUCGGAAUUCAGACCCCGCCCCCCAGCAGGAGGCAGUCUGCCGAGGUCAGAGGAUGUUUAUGCAUAUUUGAGACUACCUAUUCACCGAGUUAUUCACCAAACCAGCUAAACCUUCAGUGCAAACCAGCCGAGCAGAUCCCACCCCCAGUUUGGACCCCCAAAAAAAAAAAUCAGUCCAUGGAAAAUAGAAAGGAGCAUGACAUUUAUUUCUCCCUUAAAUCAUUCCUCAAACGGGACUUUUCCUUAAAGAUUUCCCGACAGAGCUGCAUUCAAACUCACUGAACCAUUCCUAUGUGCUCCCUUUAAUCUGAAAAAGGCUAACCACAUAUUUAAAAAGCAAAAAGUAUUUUAGUCAAAUAUAUUUAAAGUUGAUUUUUUUUUAUACAAAACGCCAGUAUUUGCCUUUAGCUGAUGGUAACUGUAGGAAUUCUUCAGAGGAGCUCUGUGGGCUUUCAGAGAUGUACAUACAAAAUAAGAAGAAUAUAUUCUACAUAUAAUAUAAUUGGCUGCAGUGUAUGCACAAACCACUUUGAAGAAACUAUACGUCUUAGAUAAAAUGUGUCGUAAUUUCUUCUCGAAUUAAUUUAUUCCACUGAUGGAAGACACUAAAAUUCUACAAUAUAAGUGUUGGAACAAACAUUGAAAUAGUGUCUCAUAUCAGUGCUAUAAGUUUAUUUGAGUAGAAAUUCAACUCUUAAGAUUUAUAGUUUCUGCAUUUCAUUAGAACCAGAGAUUGCUGCAGAAAUAACCUGAGCGUAUUAUUUAUGUAUUAAGGUGUGUCUCCUGGUACAGAAUAACAACGUUCCUGCUGUUCUUGUUUCUGACCCGUGUAAAGACACACGAGGGGUUAAAAAAAAAAAGCGUUAAAAAAUGUCAAUAACUGUGAUGCGCCUCGUGACCCGCCUGUGCCAACACAUUAGCUAGGCUGUUGAAACGAAGAAGCGUUCUGCUGAACACUGUGCACCUCCUCUCCUGCAGACUCCGCCCUCCACCCCUCCACAACCGUGAGAGUGCGAGCCAGCAGGGGGCGUUGCUCUCGAGUCGAUCCCCUCUUUCAGAGUCGUGUGGCUUUCUGAGGACUUCAGUGUGCAGAACGUCCUCCGGGCUCUAGGACUCAAAGUUUUUCUUUUCCCUCACCACCACACUCCCUCCCCAGUGCCAACGACCAGGACUUUUACUAUGACUGCAGCUGUUGUGGUCCCUUACGUGUUGUUUGCUGGCUUGUGUUGUAGUGCAAGACUUCCUUCUUGACUCCUAUGCAUCUGCAGACAAAGCUGCACUGUCACAUUCCCCUACAAACUGCUGACUCAUGGUUCGCUUGAUCCUGACUUGUUUACAUUAAAGCUGAGAAGAGUGCAGUGCUACAAAACACACGAAAAACAAGUAUAUGUGUCCAGAUUAAAGACAAAUAGUGACGAACAGGAAACCUUUCUAGGAACUGUUUUCAGAAAAUCCAACUGAAAUCUGAAGAAUUUUUGCAAAAAUGUAUUGCUCUAUUAAGAUCAAACCAUUUUAACCAAAUAGAAAAUGUCUCCUGUUCUGCCUCUACGGUUCUUCAGUGACUCUCCGAGUCCUUCAAACUGUUUUGCAUUCAUGUCGCUUCAGAAAAUUAGAUUUGUGCAUCAGAACGUCUGUGACCUAAACGAUGAGACUGUUUUCUUCAUCUGCGAGCCAGGCAGUUCACCGAGGUGCGGGUGUGGGAGGGGUGUAAGCGUGACUCAGGACUGGGACCCUGACAAGCUCUGUCCUCAGCUCUAACCCUCCCAGGAGAGCUUUGGCGCCAUCACAAACCCACUUUUUCAUUUGCAGACUUUUGCCUGAGUUUGUACAGAACCUCUGCAGGGUGGGAAUUGAACCCUCAACCCUGCUUUCUUUUAGAAAGUUUAACUGUGACUUUUCCUUUGUGUUUGCCAAACGCUGUGAACUGGAGCCGCUGUGGUGUGAAAGCAAGAAACUUCACGAGAAUAUUUGUCUCAUUUCUGUCGAACAGAAAAGAACAUUUCAGACAGACGUUUGAUAAAUGCCCCAAACACUUGUUUUCUACAUUUAUAUUAUUUUUAUUUCAUUUUAUUUUUCAAUUAAUCAUUUUUAUUCAGUGUAGUGACAGAAUCUGAGCAGAAAUGAGGCAAAUGCUCUUGCUUAGAUUUGAAAUAAAAGCUGAAAACAUGCAGGCUGCUUCACUGCAUCUUCGUCACACCAUGCUCCUCCUCCUCGCACAUGCACCCCCACCUAUCAUGAGAAGCUCUGCUUCUGUAACUGGAAGUCACGUGUUGGUUGUACCUGAGCUUUCUUUGCUUUGCUGCCAAAGGCAGAAAAUAUCACAUAUCAGACCCAAAAUGAUGUCAAAUCUGGAUUUCUCAAAGUACAUAUCAGCUGUGGAUGCAGAAAUAUUGCAGCAUUUUUGGGGAAUGGUGCAAAUAUUCCUGUAUUUCUUGAAAAUGCAGACAUUUUUGCACCAUCUCCCAGAACGCAAAACUAUUGCACAGGUUUGGGGGAAUGCAAAAAUGUUGCAGCAUUUCUACGGAAUGCAGAAAAAUUGUUGCAUUUUUGAGGAAUGCAGGAAUAUUGCAGCAUUUGCAGGAAAAUUUAAAUAUUGCAGCAUUUUGAAAGAAUGCAGAAAUGUUUCUUUAUUUCCAAAGAACGCAGAAAUAUUGCAGCAUUUCCAGGGAAUGCAUAAAAAUUCUUGCAUUCUUGAGGAAUGCAGGAAUACUGCAGCAUUUCCAAAGAAUGCAGAAAUUUUGCUGCAUUUCCAAGAAAUCCAAUAUAUUGCAGCAUUUCCCAGCAUCGCAGAAAUAUUGCAGCAUUUCCGGGGAAUGCAGAAAAAUUCCAUCAUCUCCAAAGAAUACAGGAAUAUUGCAACAAUUUCAGGAAAAUUUGAAAUAUUGCUGCAUUUCCGGGAAAUGCAUACCUGGAUCUGUCACAUGCGACUUAACGAAGCGCAGAGGAGAGUUCAAAGGAACUUAAACUGAAAUGCAUUCCAAUAGUUUCCCCUAAAGAUCAAGACUGUUUCUGUUUCUUUGGUUGUAAAUAUGAAUUUUGGAUAUGUCACUGUGUUUGUUUUUAAAUGGAAUUAAUUUAUUUAAUACUUCUAUAUUGUUGUCCCGACUUAGUUUUUGCUGAUCGCGAGUUAAGGGUCGGUGUGUUUUUCGCUUGGAGUGAUGAUGGUUUCUCCACAGCAUUGCUCUGCAGUAUUUCCUGACAUGUAACAUUUUCUGUUGAAGCGUGUUGUGUUUGAUCCGCUCGCCGUCGUUCUCUCUGCUCCUUUUAUUCAGAGAGUUUCCAAAUCAUGACAAAAAAAAAGCACUUACUCUGCUGUUUUCCCGACAGCUGGGACGAGCAGAAAGGACAUGCAUCUGGGUGGGGGGUGGGGCAUCUUUGAACAAAAGAAAAACCCCAAAAAGUUAUUUGUUUGAAAAUGAGAAGGAACUGUGGUUUAGUUCAUCAGGUGGUUUGUUAUAAACUGAGAAGCCUUUGUGUUGUAGUAGUUGGGGGAGGGGGGCCCUUAGAGAAAUGGGGGUUGAUUUCUGCUGACUUGAUUUCACUCAGUGUGAGACAAAAUAAAACUUUCUUUAAAGUCUUCAAAACUUUACUGCAAUCCCAAAAAAGUUUGACGACUUCUCUGCAAAAAUAUCUGAAUCUUGAAAGUAUUAUUUUAUUUAUCUGCUAAUGUGAGACUCUUUUAACAGGUAAUUUCACUGAAAGGAAAUUACUGUUCUUAGAAAAUAUGUUGCUCUUGUUGUUAUAUGUAUUUUUAAAAAAAUGACCCUUUUUGUUAAGCAAAUAAAAUCUGUCACAAUCUGUUCUCUUAUUUUAACAUUUUCUCCAAUAACAGUCAGUGUUCCAAAUUUAAGCUAUCAUAUUUUCAGCACUAUAGGACGCACCUCCAGUCAGUAACUCUAGAACUCAUUUGUAACACGCUACACGUUAGCCGCAUUAGCCGCAUUAGCCUAUUCACAUUACCAGUAACAACUAACCUUGUUUGCAACACAUAAAAAGUGGCUGAUACCGCUCAAACAAAUUUUACUAACUAAACUAACCCCCAACUUUCUUUGUAGCAUGUAAAAAAACAAAAAAAAAAACACACAGUCCGACACCGCUACACAUUAGCGCGUUAGCAUAUUUACAUACCUGUAAUUUCCAGCCUUGUUGGCAACACAAAAAAGUGGUUGACACCGCUAAAACAAAUUUUACUGUGACUAAGCUAACUCCCAAUUAAAAAAAAAAAAAAACAGUCCCACACCGCUACACAUUAGCCAUGUUAGCAUUUUUACAUAUCUGUAAGUCCAAACCUCAUAGGUAACACGUAAAAAAGUGACAGAUACAAAACAUUUUUUACUGGAGUAAAAUUUACUGUGACUAAAUUAACUCCCAACUUUGUUUGUAACAUGUAAAAACACAGUCCAACACCGCUACAUGUUAUCCAUGUUAGCUUAUAUACAGUACAUGUAACUACCAGCCUUGCUAGUAACACAAAAAAGUGGCUAAUACCAUUAAAACAAAUGUUACUGUGACUAAACUAACUCCAACUUUGUUUGUAACACAUAAAAAAACCACAGUCCGACGCAGGUACACGUUAGCCAUGCUAGCUUUUUUUGUUUGCAUUAGCGUGUUCGCGCUAACACCCACCCAGAAUUCUGCCAGCGUUCUGUACCUCUCAAACUUGCUUUGACAUCAAUAACCUCAAUCAGAAUUAAUCCAUCUAUAAAGCACUCUGGAUUACAAGGCGCAACGUCAUUAAAAAAAAAAAAAAAA